This is a messenger RNA of Lagenorhynchus albirostris (white-beaked dolphin), 549 nucleotides long. Its product is annotated as protein PIP-1-like. The transcript is spliced from 3 exons. NCBI's taxonomy places the organism in Eukaryota, Metazoa, Chordata, Mammalia, Artiodactyla, Delphinidae. The record is from RefSeq and is a predicted model, not a curated record. Bases 1 to 549 code for a protein of 182 amino acids.
AUGGGAGCGGAAGAAGCCUUGAAAGGACGUGGCUCCCUCAGCAGGACAGGUGGAGGUGAGCAGAGCCUGUGUACCAGGAGCGCGGCGCUCCCAUCAGGCCCUUGGCUCACUCCGCAUCCUGGGGAAGCCCAGCCCUUCGCCUCGGCUCCCAUUGGCUGCCGUGCCUGCCGGAGUAAUAAAGCCAGAUCCUCAGGGUCCGGGCGCCUGCAGCUGCCCUACCUCCUGCUACUGCCUUGUCUUCGAUCGGAGAUGCGGACGCGCCUCCUGCUGCUGCUGCUGGGCCUCUCCUCGCUGCUGGGCCUCCUGCAAGCUCUAGAAUGUUUCCAGUGUCACCGAGUCAACGCCAGCGGGGUUUGCGAGAACAGGGAAAGCUUCUGCCACGCUCAAGGCAGCCAGCAGUGCUUCCUGAGGAAGGUCUACGAAGGUGACAGGUUCGUGUAUGGAUACCAGGGCUGUGGGGACCUGUGCCUCCCCAUGUCUUUCUUCAGACAAAAUGCUCGAGUGGAUUUUGUGUGCUGCAGUGACUCAUCUUUCUGUAACAAGCUUUAG